AUGAACGGAUCCUGCUCCGUUUCAGCUGACGUACUCAAGGAAGAGGUCCGAACCAACGAGGUCUUCAACUCCGUGCCGGAGACAACGUCGUCGCAGAGCCCUGCACUCCUGCGCAGCCCUCGACCUUCUUGCCGCCUAAGUGUCAGUCAGGUGUCUUACGCUGUCAGUGAGCGCGUAGGACCCUGGUGGGACAUUCCUUCUCACAGAAAGAGAUGGACACGGCAGAUCCUCAGAAAUGUGUCCUUUCACGUGGACAGCGGCCAGAUCAUGGGGAUUCUGGGAAAUUCUGGAUCUGGCAAGACCACUCUCCUGGAUGCAAUUUCAGGCCGCAUUGGCAGCAAAGGUGACUUCGGAGGAGAGGUGUUCGUGAACGGGAGGAAGCUGAAGAGAAAGCAGCUCCCGGACUGCUUCUCCUACGUGCUGCAGAGUGACAACCUCCUGAGCUACCUCACGGUGGAGGAGACUCUGACCUUCACGGCUCAGCUCGCCCUGAGACGACACUCUGCCGACGCCAUUCGCAAGAAGGUUGGGGCAGUGAUGGCAGAGCUCAGUCUGACUCAUGUGGCCCACAACGUCAUCGGGGGCCGCAUCUUUCCAGGAAUCUCUGGGGGUGAGAGGAGGAGGGUGUCCAUCGCCAGUCAGCUUCUUCAGGACCCCAAGAUCAUUCUGCUGGAUGAACCAACCACAGGCCUGGACAGCAUGACGGCCAGUCAGAUAGUGGUCUUGCUGGCUGAGAUGGCCAAGAGAGACCGCAUAGUCAUAGUGACCAUCCACCAGCCACGGUCUGAGCUCUUCAAGGUGUUCAGUAGGAUAGCCAUCAUGAGCCUCGGGGAGCUGGUGUUCUGCGGCGAGCCGGGGGAGAUGGUGAACUUCUUCAGCGGCUGUGGUUAUGAGUGCCCCGAGUACUGCAACCCGUUUGAUUUCUAUGUGGACCUGACAUCGGUGGACACGCGGUGCAAUGAAAGGGAGGCCAUCACCUGCAACCGCAUGCAUGGCAUCUUAUCAACCUACCAACGUUCCGGCAUCUACCAGAGCAUGAUGGAUCGGAUCCAACAGAGCUGCCAGCUUGCAGACAAGCCCAACAUUCCCUUCAAGAGCAAAGAGUCGCCCGGCAACCUGGAAAAGCUCAGAGUCCUCUUCAGAAGGACGAUGAAGAACCUCUCCAGGGACCGAAUGGGUGUCCUCAUGCGUCUGUCCCAGAACCUCAUCUAUGGCUUCUUCGUGGCCUUCUUUGUCAUGAAACUGGACAACAACGUCAUCAAAGGUGCCAUUCAGGACCGCAUUGGCAUCAUCUAUCAGUCCAUGGGUGCUUCGCCCUAUACAGGCAUGCUGAACGCUGUGGCCUUGUUUCCUCCUCUGAGGGCUAUCAGUGACCAGGAGAGCAAGGAUGGGCUCUACCACAAGUGGCAGAUGUUCCUGGCCUACAUCUUUCACAUCCUGCCCUUCAGUAUUAUCAGCGUAUUCAUCUUCUCCUCCUUCCUCUACUGGACUGUGGGCAUGUACCCGGAUGUCCUGCGGUUCCUCUGCUUCUCUGCGGUGGUCCUCGUACCCCAUAUAAUUGGGGAGCUCCUCACCCUGGUGCUGCUGGGGGUAGUGCAGAACCCCAACAUGGUCAACAGCGGUGUGGCCCUGCUUAACGUGGCAGGUAUCCUGGUGGGCUCUGGCUUUCUCAGGAGCACCCAGCAAAUGCCCCUAGUCUUCCAGUGGCUCAGCUACCUCACGUUCCAGAAAUAUGGCUGCGAGCUCCUCAUUGUCACAGAGUUCUACGGCCACAACUUCACCUGUGAUCUCUCAGACACCUUGCCCGGGAACACCAACCUAUGCACGAUAUUCGAUGGGAACGCCGUCAUUGAGCAGGGCUACCCGGGUGCCUUGUCCCGCUACAUGCUGGAUUUCCUCAUGCUUUAUGCCUUCCUGCCUGCCCUGGUGGUGCUGGGUAUCAUCAGUUUCAAGAUUCGUGACCGCCUCAUUUGCCGUUGAUGACAAUGUUGUUGGGCGA
This is a messenger RNA of Scleropages formosus (Asian bonytongue), 1999 nucleotides long. It is a transcript of the gene abcg5, whose product is annotated as ATP-binding cassette, sub-family G (WHITE), member 5. The transcript is spliced from 13 exons. Gene Ontology annotation, biological process: transmembrane transport; cholesterol efflux; cholesterol homeostasis. Lineage: Eukaryota; Metazoa; Chordata; Actinopteri; Osteoglossiformes; Osteoglossidae. Bases 1 to 1980 code for a protein of 659 amino acids. Gene Ontology annotation, cellular component: plasma membrane; apical plasma membrane; ATP-binding cassette (ABC) transporter complex. The record is from RefSeq and is a predicted model, not a curated record. Gene Ontology annotation, molecular function: ABC-type transporter activity; ATP hydrolysis activity; ATP binding.